AGGCCACAUCCGCCUGGCUUCCACCCCGCAGGGUCCCCUCGGAGACAGUAUGGCUACCCAGUGCCUUUGCCUCCUGAUUCUCACCUCCCUGCUGGCCCUGGCAGCGCCUCUUGUCUUUGACAUAAAAAACUUGCAUCUCUUAAAUGGAACGAUGGAUGAAAUUAUGAAUAUUCACCCUGAGCCUGUCCAGCCUGAUGAGGGGGACCACCACGUUCGACAGGUCAGAGAUAUUGCCCCGCGCCCACCAGCGGCUCAUGGUUGGCCCAAGGACUGCAGUGAGAUCCCUCCCGGCAGCCACAGCGGUGUGUACAUCAUCCAGCCGAAGGGCCUCCACCAGCUCGUGGUGUACUGCGAGAUGAACACCACCGGCGGGGGCUGGACGGUCAUCCAGAGGAACCAGAAGGACACAGCCGUCACCUGGGCCGAGUCCUGGAGCACCUACAAGUAUGGCUUUGGGAACGUGCGCAGCGACUACUGGCUGGGCACCGAGUACAUCCACCAGAUCGCCAAGCAGAAGGUGUACCAGGUCAGGUUCGUCAUCUCGGAUAACGCAAACAACAUCAAGUUUGCAGACUACAACCUCUUCAGUGUGGAGGAUGAGGCCCAUGGGUACCGGCUGCGGUUGGGCUCCUAUGCUGGGACAGCGGGGGAUGCCAUGACUUCAGACAAUCCCAGCACUAUGCAUGACAACAUGAAGUUCUCCACAAAAGAUCGUGACCAGGACAACUACAGUAAGAACUGCGCCUACAGCUAUGAGGGUGGGUGGUGGUUUUCGUCAUGUUAUUCCGUGCGGCUGAAUUUCAAGGGCGGCAUGACGUGGGGCAGCCUGUGCAAAGGGGACUGCAAAUCCUCCCUCAUCCUCAUCAAACCAGCUCCGUACUGUUAGCACCUCUUUUUCCUCCCGUCUGCACCCGAUGCUCUGCAAGGCUGGAGCCUUUCUGGGGCGGAGAGGGAGCCUAAGGGUGCUGGGGGUUGGCGAAAUACCAUCUGCUCUUCCCCUCUCUUCCCGUUCUUUGCCCAUUUCUCCUUGUGCUUGCCAAUGAUUAUUUUUUGUUUUGUUCAUAAUCAAGAAAAAAAAAAAAGGGAAAAAAAAAUACUUGCAAAAUGUGUGAAUUCCAUGUGUACCUUCCACGGGGGAGGAAAACACAGAGCCCUGGAGUAACAUUUCACCAGUGGUUGAUAGUUGUCUCCAGAACUCACAGCAAGCAGGAGGGCCACGUCUCACAAAUGUCUGUGUGCGUAUCCGCGCCUCUCCGUGGUGUCUGUUAGAGCAGCCAAAUAAAUGUGCUUCCUUCAGCUCA
This is a messenger RNA of Gallus gallus (chicken), 1301 nucleotides long. Its product is annotated as tenascin XB. The coding region runs from base 50 to 886 and encodes 278 amino acids. The transcript is spliced from 4 exons. Lineage: Eukaryota; Metazoa; Chordata; Aves; Galliformes; Phasianidae. The record is from RefSeq and is a predicted model, not a curated record.